AAAAUCCCUACUUUUAUAGGUUAUGUUUAAUUAUAAUUUGAUGGUUAUUUUCCAAACAAGAUGUGGAAGUCUUUAAUGAAACUUGCAACUCCCUUGGCAAAAAACGACAAUGCUUUGUUAUCAGGGGAACACCUCUUACAUCAGCAAUUAAGAACAACUUUUAUCGUAAAACGCCGUAUAGAGCCCUUCCUAGCUAAACAAGGAGAGCCUUUGAAGAAACUGAAAACCAGACAUUACCUUUAUGAUCUUGUUAAGGAUACUAGCAAUGAAAAAAAGCCGGAUUUGGAGCUUAUUUUAACUUCUUAUGUAGAAGGUUUGGGAAAUGUGGGUGAUAAAGUAUCAGUUCGGGCAAAUUAUGCUUAUAAUGAGCUUUUAUUACCUGGUCGGGCUGUUUAUGCAACGCCCGAAAAUGAAGAAAAAUUUAAAAAUACAGAGAUAAGAAAUGUGAGACAUUUCAGUUCCCCACAAGCUCUUGUUAUGAUGAAAAUUUUAUCCAAAAUUUGUUUGUCUAUCGUUAUGAAUAAAGAUUCACCUUGGACUCUUCAACCCUGGCAUAUUAGAACUUCAUUUAGAAAAUGCGGUUAUGUGGUACCUGAAUAUGCGAUAACAAUGCCUAAGCAGGAAAUUAAAGGCCCUGAUUUGAACCUUGAAGGGAAAGAAUUUUAUAUAAUUGUUACGAUAAACAAAACGGAAACAGUUAAAGUCAGAUGUAGAAUCCACCACUGGAGUACUGAUAUAACCAAUCGAUUACCAUAUGAUGAAGAGGGAUUUUGGAAAAAGCCAGCAGAAUUAUUAUUUCCUGAUGAUGAAUUAGCGAAAGUAGAAACGACAAAAAUUGAUUAACUUUAUUUAGAAUAAAAUUACAAUUUCUUGUUUUUGUCAGAAACUGUGUAUUUGUCGUAUGUCUUUGUUGGGUCGUAAGGUUCCCACCUGCUAGCAGGAAAGAUAUGUUUGUUUCUUUCAUACCAACUUCUCAGCAGAACUUUACCGGCGUGUGACUCUUCCUUUUCAACGGAAGCGUCACUUACCAAUCUGACAUCAUCAUGGACAUCAAACUGGAAAAGAGGGCCACUUUUGCCUCGUGCCUAUAAUAGUCAUUGUUAAACAAUUCUUAAUAAAACACUUAAACCAA
Messenger RNA from Tribolium madens (black flour beetle), 1132 nucleotides. RefSeq names its product 39S ribosomal protein L9, mitochondrial (gene mRpL9). The record is from RefSeq and is a predicted model, not a curated record. Gene Ontology annotation, cellular component: ribosome; mitochondrion. The transcript has 4 exons. Gene Ontology annotation, molecular function: structural constituent of ribosome. Gene Ontology annotation, biological process: translation. Bases 61 to 843 code for a protein of 260 amino acids. NCBI's taxonomy places the organism in Eukaryota, Metazoa, Arthropoda, Insecta, Coleoptera, Tenebrionidae.